Funneliformis mosseae is the source of this 1689-nucleotide messenger RNA. The record is from the annotation of a GenBank genome assembly. NCBI's taxonomy places the organism in Eukaryota, Fungi, Glomeromycota, Glomeromycetes, Glomerales, Glomeraceae.
AUGGAAAGUAAUAAAAUUACGGGUGCAGAAUUAACUGCUAAAGCACUUAAAAAGCAAGGUGUUGAUGUGGUUUUUGGUAUAGUUGGUAUACCUGUUGUAGAGGUCGCCGAGGCGAUCAUUUCUGAAGGAAUAAAAUUUGUUGGAUUUAGGAAUGAACAAUCACUUAGUUAUGCUGCAAGUGCUUAUGGAUACCUAACGGGUCGUCCAGGUGUUUGUUUGGUGGUAUCAGGGCCAGGGGUUGUACAUGCGUUAGCAGGAGUGAUUAACGCGCAAGUAAAUUGUUGGCCACUUCUUUUAAUUGGAGGAUCAAUUGAUACAUAUCAAGAAGGAAUGGGUGCAUUCCAAGAAUUAGAUCAAGUAACGCUCUGUAGAGCAAAUUCCAAAUAUUCCACAAGACCACCAUCAAUUUCACAAAUUCCAAAUGUAUUAGAUAAAGCAAUUAGGAUAUCAAUAUAUGGUAGACCUGGACCAGUCUAUGUUGAUUUACCAGCAAAUUAUAUUCAAGGUUCAAUAAAUUUGGAUUCGAUAACGUUACCGGAACGAGCACCGGAUCCACCUAAAUCACUUGCUGACCCAAUUCAGAUCAAUAAUGCAAUAGGAUUAAUUGUAAAUGCUAAAAGACCUUUAGUCAUUAUCGGUAAAGGUGCAGCAUAUUCACGUGCCGAAAUAGAGAUUAAGGAAUUUAUUGAAAAGACAAAUAUCCCUUUUCUUCCUACUCCAAUGGGUAAAGGUGUUUUGUCUGAUCAUCAUCCUCUAUGCGUAUCAGCUGCAAGAUCAAAAGCGUUGGCGGAUGCGGAUGUUAUAUUAUUAUUAGGCGCAAGGCUAAAUUGGAUUUUACAUUUUGGUUUACCUCCAAAAUUUAAUAAAGAUGUAAAAAUUAUUCAAAUUGAUAUAUUACCAGAAGAACAUUUUAAUAACUCUAGAAUCAACAUUGCUUUACUAGGUCAUCUUCCUCUAGUUAUUUCACAGCUUAUUGAUUCAUUACCAAAAUCUUUUAAAUAUUCUUCGACAUCAGAUUAUUUCAUUUCAUUAAAGCAAAAAAUUAAUAGCAAUAUUAAGAUUACUAAUGAAAAAUUUCAUGAUGAUAAUAUCCCUAUGAGUUAUUAUCGUGCUUUUUAUGAAAUCAAACGAAAAUUACCAAAAAAUGAUAUUAUAUUUGUGAGCGAAGGUGCAAAUACCAUGGACAUUGCUAGAUCCAUUUUUGAUGUACAAGAACCUAGAUGUCGAUUGGAUGCUGGCACGAUGGCAACUAUGGGGGUUGGUAUGGGUUAUGCCAUGGCAGCAAAAUUAUGUUGUCCAAAUAAGCGCGUCGUUGCUAUUGUAGGGGAUUCUGCAUUUGGAUUCAGUGCAAUGGAAAUUGAAACAGCAGUUCGCGCAAAUCUUCCACUUUUAAUCAUGAUAAUCAAUAAUAAUGGAAUAUAUCAUGGUUUAGAUUCGAAAACUUUUGACGAAACCCCUAUAAAUAAUUUACCUUCAACCGCUUUAUUACCAGAUGUAAGAUAUGAUUUAAUCGCUGAUGCUACGGGUGGUAAAGGUUAUUUUGUGAAAACUCCUCAAGAAUUAAGUAAUGCUCUUGAUGAAUCACUAAAGGAUGAUGAUAGAUGUAUUGUUAUUAAUGUGAUGAUACAACCAGGAGGAAAAAAGAAACUGGAAUUUGCAUGGAUGGAAACGACAAAGCCAAAAUUGUAA